Messenger RNA from Ictidomys tridecemlineatus (thirteen-lined ground squirrel), 5814 nucleotides. RefSeq lists its product as uncharacterized. Gene Ontology annotation, biological process: regulation of transcription by RNA polymerase II. The record is from RefSeq and is a predicted model, not a curated record. Gene Ontology annotation, molecular function: RNA polymerase II cis-regulatory region sequence-specific DNA binding; DNA-binding transcription activator activity, RNA polymerase II-specific. Gene Ontology annotation, cellular component: nucleus. Lineage: Eukaryota; Metazoa; Chordata; Mammalia; Rodentia; Sciuridae.
CAGGCCUGGCUCUCACUUAGCCCUCGGCCGCCGCGCCGGGUUCUGCCUCCUGCAACGAAACGACCUGUGUGUCAGCCUCAUCCUCCCCGGAGAGGAAGUUAGAAUGUCCGCGCCUGGCCGGGCCACGUGGCUCGACGUGGCUGAUGCCUGAGGAACCCCCUUGAAGGCCGAAGCCUGAGAGCGGAAGUGACGUCAGCGGGCGCCGGCUCCGCCGCGUAGUGUCAAGUGCCUUCCUCAUGGUGCACCUCUCCCCGCCUAGGGUGGAUUCUGCGUGCGGGGUCUCCCAGUGGUGGCAGCUGGGUGGCAGCGGACCCCCAUAAAGGGACCAGGCCGGCUUCGCUGGCGUGCCUAGGGCCGCGCAUCCUUCCCGGCUCUCGGGUCCGAGAGGCGCCGGGGGGCGCUGGGUCAGGAAGUGUGGCCGGGGCGCGCCCUCCGGUGCUUUCUUCCGCGGCGCUCCUCUUUUCCAAAGCCUGCGAAGCAGUCUUUCCGAAAUCGUUUCCCAGAGGGAAGAGAAUUUCCGCGAUUUAGUAACGUUGGCUCCAGACUCAGUGCCCACUCUCCUGACGGAUUGGCAUUCUGGCGAGUUCAGGCUUUCUUCUGUCUAGGGGCCCAGUCUGCCUUCUUCAAGAAAAGAGUAAGACAGAAAGCAUGGUGGCAGACUGUCUGACAAAUUGUUAUCAGAACUUGGUGACCUUUGAGGAUGUGGCUGUGGAUUUCACCCAAGAGGAAUGGAUUCUAUUGGAUCAAAUGCACAGAGACCUGUACAGAGAUGUGAUGCUAGAGAACUACCAGAACCUGGCCUCAGUAGGAUGUGAGCCCAUUAAACCUAGUCUCAUCUACUGGUUGGAACAAGAAGAGGAUCUGUGGACUGUGCAGAGUGGAGAUCUCCAAGAAUGGAAAAUGCUACUUAACACCAAAGAGGCAACACUUCAGCAGGAUUUUUUGAGGGGACACACUUCCAGUGGGAUACAAACAGCAGGACACCACAGUGCAGGGGAACUUUGUGACUAUAUGCUGUGUGGAGAAAUCUUCAGUGAACACUCAUAUUUCAAGACUCACAUGAAAACUCAAAAUACAAGGAAAGCAGGGCAUUUUACUCACUCUACAAGUCCUGCCGUGCCUGUUCAAAUGCGCACAAUGAAAAACAAUGCAUGUAAGGUUUGUGGAAAAGUCUUCAGACGUUCUUCAAACCUUAAUAGGCACAUGCGAACCCAUACUGGGGAGAAACCCUUUAAAUGUAAGGAAUGUAGGAAGCCCUUCACUACUUACUCACGGCUAAUGGAACAUUUCAGAAUUCAUACUGGAGAAAAACCCUAUAAAUGUAAGGAAUGUGGAAAAGCCUUCACUAAGCGCUCAGGCCUUACCACACAUGAACCAACACAUGCUUCAGAGAAGCCCUAUGAAUGUAACGAAUGUGGGAAAGCCUUCGCUUCAUCCUCACGCCUUACUCAACAUGUAAGAACUCACAGUGGCGAGAGACCCUAUAUAUGUAAGGAAUGUGGAAGAGCCUUCCUCACUUCCUCAUAUCUACGUAACCACAUAAGAAGAACUCACAGUGGGGAGAAACCCUAUAUAUGUAGGGAAUGUGGAAAAGCCUUUCAUUCUUCCUCAUACCUACGUAGACAUGUAAGAACUCACAGUGGUGAGAGACCCUAUAUUUGUAAAGAGUGUGGAAAAGCCUUCCUUAAUUCUUCAUACCUACAUAAUCAUGUAAGAAAAACUCAUAGUGGAGAGAUACCCUUUAUAUGUGGUGAAUGUGGUAAAGUCUUUCAUGCGUCCUCAUACCUACGUAGACAUGUAAGAACUCACAGUGGAGAGAGACCCUAUAUAUGUAAGGAAUGUGGGAAAGCCUUCCUCAAUUCCUCAUACCUACGUAAACAUCUAAUCAUUCACACUGGAAAGAAACCCUAUGAAUGUAAGGAAUGUGGGAAAGCCUACAAUAGAUGCAAUCUAUUACUUGACCAUUUAAAAACUCACAUGGUGGAAAAGCCAUUUGAAUGUAAUGUAUGUGGAAAAUCCUUUCAGUAUUUCUCUUAUCUUACCAAGCACAUUCGUAUUCACACUGGAGUAAAACCCUAUAAGUGUAAGUACUGUGGGAAAGCCUUCACCACUUCUUCAAGCCGAACUGAGCAUGUAAGAACUCACACUGGGGAAAGGCCUUAUGAAUGUAAGGAAUGUGGGAAAUCCUUCAGUUCAUCCUCAAACCUAAUUCAUCAUGUGAAAAUUCACACAACAGAGAAACCCUUUAAGGUCAGGAAUGUGGGAAAGCCUACAGUAAGUUUUACCUACUAACUGAACAUUUAAUAACUCACACUGAAAAGAAACCCUUUCAAUGGGAGGAAUACAAAAAAAUCCCUUAAGAUUCUUCACAUUGUAAGGAAGGAAAUAUAAAAUCUUUCACUAAUUCCCAGAAAGUUACUAAAUGUGAGACUUUGCAAUAGAAGGAAGAACUUCUGAUGUAAAAUAUAUGGGAAGGUUGUAGUUCUGUAAAUAUGUUGGUCUUCACUUGUGUCAUCAUAGUGGAGAAAACUUUAUGAAGGAAAAGACUGUUGGAAAGUCAACCUUUAGCAAACAUGAUUCAGAUCCAAGAGAAAUUUAAUAUAGGGGUUUGGGGUCCCCUUAUCUUGAAAUCUAGUGCACCAACAGACACCACUGUCUGAAUGGUUCUGGUUUAUUUCAAACGUUUGUGAUUCUACCUUGAUCAUUCUGGAGUGAUAUGUCUUUCCUUUCCUCCAUAGCAAUACUAUUUCAUUUCAGUCAUUUCAGUUGCUACAACUUCUGGAUAGCCACCAGGUAAAAGUGGGUCUUUGGGAUACAAACGAUACUAUUUUAGCAGUAUAGAAUCUUUCCUAGGUUUGUCAUGCUUUUUUUUUUUUUUUUUGUACCAGGGAUUGAACUCGGGUGUUUAACCAGUGAACCACAUCCCCAGCCCUUUUUAUUUUGAGACAGGGUCUCACUGAAUUGCUUAGGACCUUGCUAAAUUGCUGAGGUUGGCCUUGAACUUGUGAUUUUCCUGCCUCAGCUUCCUAAGCUGCUAGGACAGGCACGCAUGACCAUACCUGGCUUGUCAUGCUCUUAAACAGGCUAAAUCUUGGGAGUGCAAGUACUAUGAGAAAGCCUUUUUCACUUUAACACAUUUAAUGUUGUUAAAUGCCCUUGUUCUCUUAUACCUGAUCCUUUCAGAUAAAAGGUGAGAGUGCAAGAAAAGUGAGUAGAGAAAGGAUGAGUGGUAUAUAAUUACUAGUGUGAGAGACCUCAAUUUCAUGACCAUGCAGAGAGAGAGAGAGACCCCUUGAACCCCUUGAGAAUGGAAGUUCCUAUAACAUUGGCAGUGCAGGGAGUGAGGGAGAGGCCUGAGUGUUGUCUUUAAUCUGUGCAUCUGUUACAUAGCCUGCAAAGCACUUAUAAAUGCCUGAGUUAGCAACAGCUUGGACUGGCAGUACAAACUGCUUCUGGAUUUGUCCUUUGAUGCACAUGGAAACAGAAAAACUGAACAUAACUGGUGUCAUGUUCUACUGUGCUCGAAACCAUCAUGGUUCUGAAUGUGGCCCUUGGGUGCAGCCUCUCAGACCAGCACAAUCAGGUUUCAGCCUGAGUGAUCCAAAUUUAAAGUUUGAGCAACUUUGGGUUCUAUCAUGUGUAGCCAUCAGAACUCAGCCCCUUGAUGGCUGCCAUCAGGCCUGCAGCCCUUUCUUUGGCUUUCAAUCCAGCCGUUGUAGAGGUAUUCCAAAUCAUGCUAAACAAUAAAUCCUGAACAGAAGAGACCUGUGCACUUUCAUGUUCCAUGUGUUUCUUGUGAGGAGUGGUAAUGAAAUGGUUCUCUUGUGGGUGUGAUUAUUACUGUUAAGCCCAACUAUUAUUGCCAUUACCUGUUGGCAAUUGACAAUAAAGGUGAUCAUAUCAAUUGGGCUGCCUUGUGUGGGUGGUUAUGGCUCAUGAAUUUGCCUUGGAUGCCAUCCUUACUGUGUGAAAUGAGACCAAUAGGUACCUCUGGAACUUGUUCACAGUUGCCUGAUGAUGAACACAUGUGGGUGAUGAGUGAAAUCACUAGUGCAGUUUGGCCUCGUCCUUCCCCUUGUCUCCAAGUGACAGUAUCAUUAAUAAAUGACAGUAUAGUGUUCACAGCCCAGACAUUGCCCUGCCUGAGAAACUCACUGCUGGUGACCUUGCCACUGGAGAGGACUUCCUCCUGUGCACUAGAGAUGAGUUCAAAUUCACCAGAACCUUCUUGGUAGCAAUGUCCGUGCGCUAGUGCUCCUCAGGUACAAAUCGCACACAAAAUAUUUGCUUUUCUUACUUUGAUAUUUGGGGUUUGAUUGUGUGCCCGAGCUUGCUGUCAGCUUAGCCUGUGAUCCUGGUAUAAUGUCAGCCAAAACAUACAGCUCUAUACCCCAUACCUUUAGGAAAAUCUGAUAGAAGUUACUGCUACCUCUUAGAGAGGUUACUAUCUACAUUUCUGAAAGUUGACAAAACUUUUUCUGGUUUCCCAGGAGGCAGCUGCUGUCAAUUAAUGCAGUGACACCAAAGGGGAGUCCACUAUCUUCCCAGUUAAUUCUGCUGAUCAUGUUUUCCAUGUUGAUCUGACUCCUUCCCCUUGGUUUCAAAACCAUUUAUCUCUACUUAGAAUUUGCUAAUGUUUGAAUUCAUACACUCACAACAGUAUAAUUCCAGGCCUUCCAUCUUGAUCACUGUCAAAUUCAUACUAUUAUCAUACUUUUUACAAUCUGCAGAAAUAUUAUUGAUCUUACAACAUUUCAGGUCUAUUUUCUUGAAUAAUGCCAUAGUUAUCUGAGAACUUUGUUGUGGCCAGGCCCACAAGUACUGUACAUACUUAUUACAAGUACUGCAAUAUUUCACCUUUUCUUUCUUUCCUUUCUUUGUCCUUUUUUUAAAACCCCUUUCCUCCCUUCUGAUUGAACCAGGGGCGAUCUCACUGAGCUACAUCACCAAUCUUUUUUUAUUUUUAUUUUGAGACAGUCUUGCUAGAUUGCUGAGGAUGGCCUCAAACUUACAAAUCCUGUUCCAGUCUCCAGAAUUACUACCAUGCCUGGCAUUUUUCUCCUUAUCAGUGAAAAAUCUCUUGACGUUGUCCCAGAGUUGUUUAGUGUAACAUCAGACCAUCUGAGGACCAUGUAUUGUAUUUCCUGUAUAUUGGGAUGUACUGAAAUUCUGGGGGUCUGGGCAGAGACUGCCCCUCCAAAUGUGCUAAGUUAUUCCUCAAUAUAGUAAACAACAUACAUGUAUUUCAUAUUCAAACCAACCAUCAAAAGGCCAAAUUCUCAGCUACUUGCUUUGUCUAACUAAUAUAUAAAGUCAGUAUUUCCCCUGCCAAAAAUCAACACAGGGAAAGGCUUAAGACAAAUAGUAAUAUUUCCUAUGCCUUUACCCAUGAGAAUUAUUCAAACUUGAUCCUAAACUUUUUCAUGCCCUGCUUUGCCUUUGUGGUGAAAACUCCAAUAAAUGCUAAGACAGAUGCUUUCUUCUUGCUUAUCUGUCUCCUGAUCAACUCUCUCUCUUCCCCUUGUAGGCCUGUGCGGCCUCUGCUGUGCCCUUUUUGUUAGUACUAGGAGUAAAAACAUAGUCACUGGAGCCUCUUUCUGUACUCAGUCAUCUUUAUGAAUCCACAAACUUAAAUCAAUCAUUUCUUGGCCUUUCUUCAUAGCUUUUAAUACCUCACAGCAAGAUGUUACCUUUCUUAGGUAAAUUUUGCACUGUGUGAGAGCUAUAUAUACUAGGCUGGUGUUGUCUAUGUCACUAAAGUAUAUCCUCAGCCUUUGUAAUUUUUUUAUUACAACAUUGCAGGAGGGGGAAAAA